UUUAAUAACAAUAUUUAUAACAUUAAUUAAGAAUAGCAAAUACAAAUACAAAUCUUAGGCAUUAAUUAUUCAUAAAGUAAGGAUUUAAUAUUUUCAUUUUUUUUUUCAGUUUUACUUUUAACUUAAUAUUGCACAAACUGAAACAAAAACAAAAAAGUAAAUCACUACAAUAGGUACGCAACACAAUAGGUAAGGAGGUACAGAUCCGUAUAAACUCGAUAAGCUCUUAGAGCCAAAUAAGAACAUUAUACAUGAUCACAAUAAUGCGUCUUUCAGUCUGUUUUUUAAAUGUUAAAGUUACUUUUAUAUUUGGAUUUAUUCCUUAUAAAAUUUAUUUUAUUAUAUAUCAUUGGAGUUAAGUAUUGCCUUGUUCUUUCACCAUAAUAAUUUCUUACAUUUUGGCAUCACAUAAUUUCCCUUCUCCACCUGAUUAGUAUGAUAGUCAUGAUUAACAAGUUUGUUUAAAUAUUUAUUUUACUUAUCUUGUUCUAGAGCAAUAAGGUAUUCGACUUUAGCAUGCACUGGUAGUAUUUUACAUAUGUAUAUCUAAUAAAUAGUUCAUCAUAAGUUGGUUUGCAUUUUAAUUUUACUUUUUUUGCUAACUAGGUAUUUGAGUAGUCUAAUCUGUAAAUUCUUUAUACAAUCCAUUUGUGUUCUAAAUGUUGAGUCCGCCAGUGCAUAAUAAAGUACAUUCAAGAUUUUUCUAUUCACGAACUUACUGAGAUGAUACAAUUUACCCAGAACUGUUUGCCAUUUAUAACAUACACUAUUUACAUGUAGUUUCCAGUUAAGUUAGUGUAGCAUUAAAUAUCUUUGUUUGUAAUAAGUAUUAGUGACUAUAAAAUUAUAACUAAUUGUAUGACAAGUACAAAAAAAGUAUUUUAAUUAAAACCCUAGAAUAUACUAAGUCAUUAUGGCAAUUGUAAUGUAGGUAGAUGGGUAAAUAAAUCAUAUGUUUGACACAAACUAACAUAGGUCUAGCAAGCAGCGCGCCUCAGCGGUCACUGCCGGUCCGCGUAGGAAUGAAAGAGAAACGAAUAGAUGUCGUGAUCGGACGACGUUUUGUUCGAUUCAUUCUGAGUUAUUUAUCAUGAAUUAUAUUAAUCCUUACAAAUAUCUCAUUUCAAUCGAUAAAUAAAAGCGGCUGUUGAAGCGCCUAGCCGUUGCUUCAUAGCAACCUUUCCGACGGCCUAAUUAGGCUCGUAAUUUUAAGGAGGCAUAUUAAUGCACGUUAUGUCGUCACUUGCUUUUCAUCAUUUGCUCUGUUAACACCGAAAUUAUAUCUCUCCGUUGUUUGAGUAUUUCUCCAGUUAUUUUAUUCCUGCAAGACCUCAUAUUCCUCUACAUGGUCCUUCGAGCCGGAUAUAUGAAGAUCAGCGGUUGAAAUUGAAGAAAGGAAUAAUUAAGGAUCGUCAAUUAGCCGGCGUGACUUGCAGGUUUUUUGCAGGACAAUUAGUUGGACUGAACUCAAGCAAUUUAAUUGCGGUGUAUUGCAUUUAUUCUAUUAAUAUCAUCACCCAACACUCAGGUAAUAUAAAUAAAACUAAAUCGUUAAGAAAUAUCACAGGUUGAAUACACUUGUCUCCCAGUAUGUCCGAGGAAAGGGAAUUAGUCAAGAAGCGAGGAAGCUUUAAAGGUCGAUUGACUGCUUUCGUUACCUUUCUGGAUUCACUCAAGGACAGAACCCUAACCAAUUGUGACAUGGCUGAGCUGCAGUUGCGCAUAGGCAAGAUGGAGUCGUUGUAUGAGCAGUAUGAUGAGGUACAGUUACGUCUGGAAUGCCUUGUCGAGGACAUUAAAUUACAAUUUUCCGAACGUUCUGAUUUUGAGUCUCUUUAUUAUAAAUCCUUGUCCAGGGCACAGAAUAUUAUCAGCGACUAUAAUAAAGAUAAUGAGUCGAUGGAAAGUUGUAAGGGUAGUCACACUAAUGUGCAUAAGCCAGUUAAGUUGCCAACAAUCCAGUUACCUAAGUUCAGCGGUUUAUAUACGAAUUGGCUAGAAUUCCGUGACACCUUUAGUAGUCUCGUUCAUUGCAAUGAUAGCAUUGACGAAAUUAAUAAAUUUCACUACUUGAGAGCAUCUCUUGAAGGGUCAGCUGCGGUAGUUAUCAAUUCUAUUGAGUUUUCUUCGAGUAAUUAUUCUGUGGCAUGGCAGUUGUUAUGUGAUCGGUUUGAUAACAGAAGAUUACUCAUACAAAAUCAUGUGUAUGCGUUAUUUAAUAUUGAAAGCAUCAUAAAGGAGUCUUCUGUUGCAUUAAAAUCUCUAAUUGAUUUAAUAAAUAAAGACUUGCGAGCAUUAGAGUCGUUAGGUGAGCCUGUUAAGCAGUGGGACACGUUAUUGAUUUAUAUUAUGACUCGCAAGCUUGAUCAAAAGACCUAUCGCGAGUGGGAAGAGUACAAAGGUAGGAUAGAUAAGGACGGCCCUAUAACGUUUGAAGAUUUCAUGAAAUUUCUGCGUAAUCGAGCUGACCUUAUUGAGACCUUAGAAUUAUCACGCAAUAAUUGUUCCCAAAUAUCUAAUAAAUCAUAUCCUAAGAUAAAAUCUAUGGUAGCUACACAGUCUCUUAAUCACAGUGUAAAUAACGACGAAAUGUCUCGCAAAGUGUGUCCUAAUUGUAACAGAGAUCAUUCGCUAAAUAAUUGUCCACAGUUUCUCGCACUCAGUAAUGACGCUCGAUUCAAACUACUGCCCACCUUUAAGAUUUGUUUUAACUGCUUUCGGUCCGGUCAUUAUGCCAAUAAAUGUAAAAAACCAGGUUGUAAACUAUGCAAGCGCAGGCAUAAUACACUAGUUCACACCGAUAAUAAAUGCACUGAGGUGAAUACAGUUAACGGUAAUUCAAAUCACUCGUCAGCAUCUUCGUCUGUAACGUCUGCUUCCACGGACACGAGUAACGUAGCAUUGUCAGCAAACAUUGCAUCAUCCCGUGAUCAUAAGCAGCGUGAUGUGUUGUUGUCCACCGCACAGGUCAAACUGCGGGACCACAAUGGCGUAGUUCACGUCGCUCGCGCGGUUCUCGAUAGCGGCAGCACAUCGUCAUUCAUCACAGACCGGUUAUGCAGACAAUUGAAAUUAGCAACAACGCAAGUAAACAAAUGCAUACUUGGUAUAAAUAAUGUUACGUCGCACGCAGGUAAAUUGAGUCGUGUAAGGAUAACAUCGAUGGACGAUAGUAUUACUUUCGACCUUAAUUGUUUUGUUUUGCCAUACAUUACAAGUAAUGUUCCGUGCCGCGAAGUUAAUUACUCGACAUUAAAUAUUCCGCUAAAUAUAACUUUAGCAGAUCCUACAUUUUGCAAGCCCGCUGAGGUAGAUAUUCUCAUCGGUGCUGAUCUCUUUUGGGAUUUGUUAGGAUCACACAGAAUAAAGCUAGGUACCGGAAAACCAGUUUUGUAUGAAACCAGUUUAGGGUGGAUAGUUUCCGGUCCAAUUAGUCAGAAUUCUAUUUCAUUGUUAUGUAGUGAUUUAAAAUGCAAUUUUUCUAAAACUGUUUCUGACAAUGAUACUGACUUGGAAAACAUUAGACCAGAUUUUUUGCGACUGGAUCGAUCGGUCUGAGUGGCCGACUCAA
Molecule: messenger RNA, 3571 nt
Organism: Spodoptera frugiperda (fall armyworm)
Lineage: Eukaryota; Metazoa; Arthropoda; Insecta; Lepidoptera; Noctuidae
Exons: 2
Coding region: 1591-3558 (655 amino acids)
Molecular function (GO): nucleic acid binding; zinc ion binding
Source: RefSeq, a predicted model, not a curated record